AUGGACUUUGGAAACAAGCGCCCGACCGCUGAGCGGAAGAGCAAGGUUACUUACCAGUAUCAUCCGGAUAUCGGUCACUACCACUAUGGGGAGAAGCAUUACAUGAAGCCCGCACGCGUGAAGAUGGCGCAUAGUCUGGUGACGGGAUAUGGGUUGCAGAAGAAGAUGGAAGUCUCGACGCCAAGCGAGGCAACCUUCAAAGAGAUGGCAAAGUUUCACUCUGACGACUACCUGGAUUUCCUGCGCCGAGUAACCCCGGAAGACGCCGAAGAGAUCCAGAAAUCGCAAGCGAGGUUCAACGUCGGCGAAUACUGCCCAGAUUGCCCCAUCUUCGAGGGACUGUAUGAUUUCUGCUCUAUAUCAGCUGGAGGGUCGAUAGCUGCGGCGAAGAAGCUCAACCAGGGCCACGCGGACAUUGGGAUCAAUUGGGGAGGCGGGCUUCAUCACGCUAAGCGUGGGGAGGCGUCGGGUUUUUGUUAUGUGAAUGAUAUCGUUUUGGCUAUUUUGGAACUUCUGAAGUAUCAUCAGCGGGUACUCUACAUAGAUACAGACGUCCACCACGGCGACGGCGUGGAAGAGGCGUUCUAUACCAGCGAUCGGGUCAUGGCUGUUUCCUUCCACAAAUUCGGAGAGUUUUUUCCUGGGACUGGGGCUCUGAAUGAUGUGGGGAUUGGGAAGGGGAGGCAUUAUUCGAUUAAUGUGCCGUUGAAUGAUGGAAUUGACGACAAGUCAUAUGAGACACUUUUCCGCUCGGUCAUAUCACAUGUAAUGCAAUGGUACCGCCCAGGAGCGGUCGUACUCCAGCUCGGUGCCGAUUCCCUCGUCGGAGACAGAUUGGGGGCUUUCAACUUAUCCAUGCAGGGGCAUGCACAAUCCGUUGAAUUCAUGAAGACCUUCAACGUCCCGCUGAUACUACUCGGUGGUGGUGGAUACACUGUCAGGAACGUUGCGAGGGCGUGGUGUUAUGAGACUAGUUUGGCGGUUGGGACUGAGGUCUCGGAAGAUUUGCCAUAUCACGAGUAUUAUGAAUACUACACCCCAGAAUACCGGCUGGAUAUUCCCGCUAGUAAUAUGGAGAAUUUGAAUACGAGGGAGUAUUUGGAGAAGAUCAAGUAUGGCCCUGUUUUUCAUAUUGAGGUCGCUAUCGACAUCGCUGUUAUUGAGAAUUUGCGGCAUGUGGCCCAUGCUCCGAGUGUCCAGAUGCAUAGUAAGUUGUGGGGACUACGUCAAGGAUAG
This is a messenger RNA of Fimicolochytrium jonesii, 1236 nucleotides long. RefSeq names its product histone deacetylase Clr6. Bases 1 to 1236 code for a protein of 411 amino acids. NCBI's taxonomy places the organism in Eukaryota, Fungi, Chytridiomycota, Chytridiomycetes, Spizellomycetales, Powellomycetaceae. Gene Ontology annotation, molecular function: histone deacetylase activity. The record is from RefSeq and is a predicted model, not a curated record. The transcript has 13 exons.